GGAGGGCGUGGUUGGCGCUCGGUCCCGCCCUGCGCAUUUUGGGCUGCGGUUGGAGGGCCGCGGUUGUAGUCGGGGUACCCCAGCUCGGGGCCACCGCAUGGAGCUGCUGAGACCGCUCCGGAUGUGCGAAGCGUUCGCGGUGCGGUAGGCAGCUGAAGUCUUCAGCAGAACCCUGACCUAGAUAGGGAGUCUCAAUGGCCCUGGGUGAAGAAAAGGCAGAAGCAGAAGCAUCUGAAGACACAAAGGCCCAGUCCUAUGGGAGAGGGAGCUGCAGGGAGCAGGAGCUGGACACCCCAGGGCCCAUGAAUGGGGAGCAGCCCCUACGCCUGGAAGCUGAGGGAGGGCUCAUCUCCCCUGUAUGGGGGGCAGAAGGGAUACCUGCCCCUACUUGCUGGAUUGGAACUGACCCUGGCGGCCCCUCUAGAGCCCACCAGCCACAGGCCAGUGAUGCCAGCAGAGAGCCCGUAGCUGAGAGGUCUGAGCCUACACUCAGUGGCCUGCCUCCUGCCACCAUGGGGUCUGGAGACCUUCUGCUCUCCGGGGAAAGCCAGGUGGAGAAGACCAAGCUUUCUGCCUCCGAGGAGCUCCCUCAGACUCUGAGCCUUCCCAGAACAACUAUUUGCUCAGGACAUGAUGCUGAUACCGAAGAUGAUCCAUCCCUAGCAGAUUUGCCCCAGGCGCUGGACCUCAGCCAGCAGCCUCACAGCUCAGGUCUCUCUUGCCUGUCACAGUGGAAGUCCGUGCCGAGCCCAGGUUCUGCAGCUCCUCAGCCUUCCAGCUGCAGCAUCUCUGCUUCCUCCACAGGCAGCAGUCUCCAGGGUCACCAAGAGAGGGCGGAGCCUCGUGGUGGUUCUCUGGCCAAGGUCUCCUCCUCCCUGGAGCUGGUCGUCCCCCAGGAACCCUCCUCUGUGGUGGGGCUAGGACCUCGGCCCCAGUGGUCACCACAGCCUGUGUUCUCUGGGGGUGAUGCUUCUGGGCUAGGCAGGAGACGCCUCUCCUUCCAGGCUGAGUACUGGGCCUGUGUGCUGCCAGAUUCCCUGCCUCCAUCACCUGACCGCCACUCCCCUCUCUGGAACCCAAAUAAAGAGUAUGAAGAUCUGCUUGACUAUACUUACCCACUGAGGCCCGGGCCUCAGCUCCCAAAGCACCUUGAUAGCCGUGUGCCGGCUGACCCUGUCCUGCAGGACUCCGGGGUAGACCUGGAUAGCUUCUCUGUCUCUCCAGCAAGUACCCUCAAAUCACCUACUAAUGUCUCCCCCAACUGCCCACCAGCAGAGGCCACUGCCCUGCCAUUUUCUGGGCCCAGAGAGCCAAGCCUUAAGCAGUGGCCCUCUGGAGUAUCCCAGAAACAGGGUGGCAGGGGCUUGGCAUCUUGGAGCCAACUUGCAUCUACCCCCAGAGCCCCAGGCAGUAGGGAUGCUCGUUGGGAGCGCAGAGAGCCAGCCCUGAGGGGCGCAAAGGACUGGCUGCCUAUAGGCAAGCACCUUGAUAUGGGCUCUCCCCAGCUAAGGACAUGGGACAGAGGGUGGCCCUCGCCCAGGCCAGAGAGGGAGAAGAGGACCAGCCAGAGUGCCCGGCGCCCUACCUGCACAGAGUCUAGGUGGAAAUCAGAAGAGGAAGUGGAAAGUGACGAUGAGUAUCUUGCCCUGCCUGCUCGGCUGACACAGGUUUCUAGCCUGGUUUCGUAUAUAGGAUCCAUUUCUACCUUGGUUACCCUGCCCGCUGGGGAUAUCAAAGGGCAGAGCCCCUUGGAAGUGUCAGACAGUGAUGGGCCAGCUUCCCUCCCUUCAAGCUCCAGCCAAAGCCAGCUUCCCCCUGGAGCUGCGCUCCGAGGAUCUGGGGAUACUGAGGGCCAGAACCCCUGUUUCCUGCGCUCCUUCGUCCGUGCCCAGGACUCCGCAGGGGAAGGCAGUCUGGGGAGCAGCCAGGCCCUCGGGGUCUCCUCUGGACUGCUGAAAACACGCCCCUCCUUGCCAGCUAGGUUGGACCGGUGGCCAUUCUCAGACCCAGAUGCUGAAGGACAGCUUCCCAGGAAAGGAGGAGAACAGGGAAAAGAAUCACUGGUGCAAUGUGUGAAGACAUUUUGCUGUCAGCUGGAAGAGCUGACCUGCUGGCUGUAUAAUGUUGCAGAUGUUGCUGACCACGGGACUGCAGCCAGGCCCAAUCUUACAAGUCUCAAGUCUUCUCUGCAGCUUUACCGGCAAUUUAAGAAAGAUAUAGAUGAACAUCAGUCUCUGACGGAGAGUGUCUUACAGAAGGGGGAGAUUCUUCUUCAGUGCCUGUUGGAGAACACCCCAGAUAUGUAUCCAGACUCUUUCAGAUUGACACAUAGCCCUUCCCCAUCCAUCUGCUUGAAAUAAUCAGGAAUGUGGCUGUUUCCCCCUUGAGACGUCAGUGUCUCUCUCCAGCGGGUGCAAAACUUAACUUUUCUUCCGCCAGGAGCACACUGUCAAAGUCCAUAGAGCCAGCCUACAAACAUGUUUAUUCCAAUCCUUCCCAACUUCUUUUAUUUGGCCCCAACCAAACAUUCUAACAGUCUAAAUAAAAGUUCAAAAGCGUCCGUGUGCGGUGGCUCACACCUGUAAUCUCAACACUUUGGGAAGCCAAGGCGGGCAGAUCACCUGAGGGCAGGAGUUCAAGACCAGCCUGGCCAACAUGGUGAAACCCCAUCUCUACUAAAAGUACAAAAAUUAGCUGGGCAUGGUGGCGGGCGCCUGUAAUCCCAGCUACUCAGGAGGCUGAGGCAGGAGAGUCACUUGAACCCAGGAGGCGGAGGUUGCAGUGAGCUGAGAUCACGCCACUGUACUCCAUCCUGGGCAACAAGAGUAAGACUCCGUCUCAAAAUAAAUAAAUAAAAGUUCAAAAACAUAAAGGUCCCUGAACCAAUAAAGGUUUCUGUGACAUCGCACAAGAAGACUGGGCAAAGGUCUAAUGAAACUGGAGGGGUUAGCCAGCUGCAGUGGCUCAUGCCUGUAAUCCCAGUACUUUGGAAGGCCAAGGUGAGUGGAUCACCUGAGGUCAAGAGUUCGAGACCAGCCUGGCCAACAUGACGAAACCCCGUCUCUACUAAAAAUACAAAAAUUAGCCGGGCGUGGUGGUGGGUGCCGGUAAUUCCAACUACUCGGGAGGAUGAGGCAGGAGAAUCACUUGAACCUGGGAGGCGGAGGUUGUAGUGAGCCGAGAUUGCGCCAUUGCACUCCAGCCUGGGUGACAGAGACUCCAUCUCAAAAAAAAAAAAAAAAAAAAGAAAAACUGGAGGGUAGGACCCAGCCCAGCCACCCUUACGGCCAAGCUUUACCGUGCGCUCUGACUGCAAUCCUCUGCCACACUUUGCCAACUCUUUGUGGACAGCACUUUGCCCUGAUGACACUGCACUGAUGUGGCUUCCCUAGGAGAUCUCAAUACAGCCAGCCUGUGUUCCUUCUCCUUCCACCCAUCCAGUCAGCAUUGUCUGCAGAUAGGCAGCUUCCCCUUUCCCUUCCUCUACUGACAGAUGUUACAGCUGUGGCAGGAAACUAGGGAGAGUAUAAGCACAGCUGAUGAAGGCGCAGGAAACUAAGACAGCCUUUGUGCUUAACAAAAAUAAAUUUUUGAAAAGAGAAAAAAGCCUGCUGUGUGUGAUGCACUCUGACCCUAGCCCAUCCCUUCCUCACAUGAACAGUUCUGACACUGUGGGAGUGAAUCUUCCCUUAGCCUGCUCUCAGGUCAUUUUUUUGUUUUGUUUUGUUUUUGAGACAGAGUUGCACUCUUGUUGCCCAGGCUGGAGUGCAAUGGCACAAUCUUGGCUCAUCGCAACCUCUGCCUCCUGGGUUCAAGCGAUUCUGCCUCAGCCUCCCGAGUAGCUGGGAUUACA
Molecule: messenger RNA, 3853 nt
Organism: Symphalangus syndactylus (siamang)
Lineage: Eukaryota; Metazoa; Chordata; Mammalia; Primates; Hylobatidae
Gene: CEP68
Product: centrosomal protein 68
Source: RefSeq, a predicted model, not a curated record